AUGGAAAAUCUAAGCCAAUGUUUUAUUGGUCUCAUUGAAGAGAACAAUCUUUCACAGGUAGCUGAACUUAUAGGAAUAGAUGAAGCCACUUGUAAAAAAGAAGCAUUUAAUUGGGAUAAAUAUCUUGAAGUGAAAAUCGCAAAACCUGUACCUCGGAAUUUUUUCCAUCACAUUUGUGAGAGUGAGCUAAAUGGAAUCGAAUCAGGAUCAGUUGUUGAAGUUGAAAAUGAAAAUGGAUAUUGGCCCGCCAGCGUACGCCCGUCUGAGGGUAUAUUAGUCAAUUUGCAUUAUUUUGGUGACGUACACGGUACGCACGAAUUUUUGUUGGAAUUGAAUUCAUCGCGUAUACAUCCAUUAAACUGGGGAAACGAAAAUAAUAAAAAGCUUGUACCACCUAAUAAAUAUUUACAAAAAAAUCUAGAAGAAAUCGAAAAAAAAAUUAAUAAUUGUAAACACGGCGUAUCCAACCAUUUACUGCAAAUGAGAAGCGCUCCAAUUUAUAAUGUAUUUAAGACCAACAUUUUGAUCGAAGUUCAGGAUAAAGAAUACCCUUAUCGUGUUUGGAUUUCAAUAAUACUUAAGAAUGUUGGCGGACGAUUGUUGAUAAAAAUGCUUGGAGAAUCAAGUCCAGAAAAAAAACCAUUUUGGUUAUUUUACUUGAAUGAACGAGUUUUUCCACUUGGAUGGGCAGAUCAAAAAGGGCUUCCGUGGAGAGUUAUGAAUUCCAAUGUCGACACUGAAGGUGGGAUUGAUUGUAAUGUUGUAACGGACGUAAUAAAACCCAAGGUCCCAGCAUAUCAUAAUUAUAAAGUCGGAGAAAUGUUGGAAGUGUUGAAUCCUUUUUCGUUGAUGGUAUUCCACGUUGGCAAAAUUAUUAAGAUCUACGAUAACCGAUAUUUCAAAGUAGAACUAAAUAAUGAACGCGAUGUGGAUAAACGUAUCACUUUUCUAGCUACCAAGGAAAACCCUUAUUUAUUUAAUGCUGGUUGGGCAAAAAAACAUAAUUUCCUUUUAAAACCCCCAUUCCAUAUGGAAACAUCAAACAUAUUUUGUUGGUCAGAAUAUGGCCCAAUAGAAGAGAAUUUAAAAUUAGCUUUCAUUGAUACUACACUUAAAAAAGAUAUCGACCAUAGUUAUAUUGAUAUGAAACUUGAAGCGGUUGAUCCUGUUGAACCUAAUUGUAUUCGUAUAGCAACUAUAAAAGGUUUCGCUGAUCACUGGAUGUUUUUGUCUUUUGAUCGUUCAACCAGUACUCAAGAAUUUCUUCACGUGCGUUCAGUUUAUUCAGACGAAGUUUUUCCGGUCGGUUGGUGCGACAAACAUAACUAUCCCUUGACCACUCCAAAAUGUCCUUAUGUUGAUUAUGAUUAUAAUGACAAUUGUUAUUACGCUUCAGACGUUGAAAUCGAUUUUAAGGCGCCGGACAAAGAAUGUUUGAUAAAAUAUCCCAAUUAUUUUAAAGGGGAAUUUUUUUAUCAUUAUAGCAAAUGUUAUCGUUUGAAUAGUAAUCAACAAUCUAAAGAAAAAUUAGAAAUGUUCAUAAAAAAUUUUAUUUCGAAUCUUAAUUGUAGUCGAAGUGCUCCAGUUGUUUCGUUUACAGUAAAUGAUAGAAAAAAUUCACUUAAAUUAGAUAUAAAUGCACAUCACAUAAUAGCAGCAGAAAAAGACAUUAUGAAACGGAAAAAUAAAAUAUUCAAAAACAACACCAAAAUACUAAAUAUGAGUGAACGCAAUAUGUGUGUUUACUUCAACAAAAGCUGUUAUUCCGGGGUUUGUAUAAAAAAGAAAAGAAUUGCAAAUUUACCACGACGUAUUGGGCCUGGUCCUGUGCCUAAGGUUUUACAAGAUGUGAUUACUACGUUUGUUAGCUUAAAUUACAAUCCAAUAAUUGCACUGAAGAAAAUCAAAAACAUCCAAAAAGAAUUAUUUGAUGGACCUGGAGGAGUCGAAUUGUUUGUUACCACUCACGAAACACUAAAAAAUUCUGAUCAUUCGGAAAAUCUCUGUUUUCCUGAGUCCGUUAUGAUGGCUCAAAAAUAUUGUUCGUCUCUUUGCAAUUUAUUUGGUAUAUGCGAAUAUUUCAUGACUACGAAAAACAAACAAUGUUCUUAUGGAUGUAGUAUAGAAGAAACUUCGACUUCAGAAUUAAAUCUGGAACUUGGAACAGUACCGAAAAUAUUAACUAACAACAAACGAAAAACUGCACCUACGGAUUUAGAAUAUUCUAAUUACCUCCUGCAAAAGAGAUUCAUAAAAAAAUAUAAGGAAAUAAUUGAAGUUGCUGGAAAAGAAUUGGAUUGGUCAAAUGAACCUCUGGUUAAAAGAUUUAAAUAUUAUAUGGGCUGUAUAAUUAAUUACGAAGCAAUUUCAGUAAUGUUGGAUCAAAAUCUAAGCCCACACGAAUCAGCCGUUGUAGUCGAAAUUCAAAAGAAGAAAAAUACCCUCAGAGUAAUGGAUGAAGUGAAUAUUUUUAGUAACACAAAAACAGAACUUACUAGUGUGAACAAUGAAAAUCGUUUAGUUUUUGACAAUUGGAAAUCAUUUUUUGAAAAUUGCUAUCGCAACGAUUCCAGAUUUAAAGAUUAUGAAAUUGAUAUAGGUAACUUUCAAACGAUCAAUGUGACAUCAAAUCCAAAAUAUUGGUCUCCCAAGGACGUUUAUGUGUAUCUAUUAAACGAUCCGUGUUGCAAAAGUGUUGGAGAUUUAUUAUUUAAUGAGGAAAUUGACGGUAAAGCAUUUAUGCUACUGAACGAAGGAAUACUGAUGCAGAACUUUCAGUGUUCGAUAAAUUUAGCUAUACGAUUAAUGUGUCAUGUGGCCCAGGUUAAUCAUGUUUUUUUAAAAGAAUAUCAUACACAAGACUAAAAGAAACACACUAUUUGUACAAAACUGUUAUUAAAC
Sipha flava (yellow sugarcane aphid) is the source of this 2901-nucleotide messenger RNA. Its product is annotated as scm-like with four MBT domains protein 1. The transcript has 16 exons. Bases 1 to 2865 code for a protein of 954 amino acids. Gene Ontology annotation, biological process: regulation of DNA-templated transcription. NCBI's taxonomy places the organism in Eukaryota, Metazoa, Arthropoda, Insecta, Hemiptera, Aphididae. The record is from RefSeq and is a predicted model, not a curated record. Gene Ontology annotation, cellular component: nucleus.